CGCUGUUUUCAAGGUGCCAUCUUCGCACUCGUCACGUCUAUGUCUGAACAACCGCAGCGAUGGGUCUUUCUAUUAUGGUUGGUAUAUUCAUCACGCUCUUUGGAGUUGCGUCAUCUCUGAGAUGUUAUGAAGGAGAUACCAAGAACGACAGAAAGCCUAAAACUGCAGCAAAUUGCUCGCAUCCGUUCUGCUCCAAAAUACGGUAUUCCAAUAGCAAAACCAAAAUGCUAAACACAUAUGACUGCGACUACACGGGAAUCUGUGAGACAAGUGGUUGUGAAGAAGAUAGGUUUGGCACGGUCGUCUGUUGCUGUAACAUUGAUUUAUGUAACAAGUCGUUAACAAUUCCAUCUUUAUUUGCAACUCUGUUCGCUUUCUUAGCAAUUGUGUAGAGACAUUAGUUUUCAGUGUAUAUUGUCAUACACGAUACUGAAGGGAAAGAUGUAACAAUCCUUUUAUUCGCUUUACAUUCUGCUUCAUUUCCAUUCCUUUGCGAUCCAAUGAGCUUAUUUCUAGUAAUCAAUUGGAUAAGUCAGUCAUUUCACUUCAUCAGCGAUGUCAUUACGCAUCUCGAUUCUACGGGCAAUCGUUGACAUUUCGAAUUUUUCAUUCUAGCAUGAUUUAGACAGAGUUUCG
Cylicocyclus nassatus is the source of this 636-nucleotide messenger RNA. NCBI's taxonomy places the organism in Eukaryota, Metazoa, Nematoda, Chromadorea, Rhabditida, Strongylidae. The record is from the annotation of a GenBank genome assembly.